AUGCACGGUGAAAUCCAAAGUGUCCGGAAGGUUUGCGGACCGACUCCCCGGUACUCACGUCCGAAGUCGAAUUCACUUUCAACUAUUUCCUACCACUAUAUCUCGUGUAAUAUUCGUCCUAGCUCUAUUCUACCUCUGUCCAUUCACGUUUCUCUUUCAAUGCACUAUCCGGUGUUAAAGUUUGAAAGCAGUCGGUUGAAAGCUCGCAAAGUUGACUUUAGAAAAAUAUCGAAAAUCUCACGGGGACACGGUCGGGGAAUUUCAGGAUUGAAGCUUUUAAACGUAUUCUAUGCAGGCGCCGUCUCCGGGGUUGACGUCGGGUGGUCCUCGUCCGCCGGAAUCCGUCUUCAGAUAUCCGGUUAUCGAUUGUCGAGAAAAAAUAUCACGGACCGCGGUGACGACUCCCAGCUACCCGGCGACUGUCCCUUGACCGCGGUUCGUCUCCCCGUAGGCCGUUUCGGCGUUCGAGAAAAAAUGAAGCCUGACUUCAAUCCUGCGAAUUCCCAGAAUUUGUCCUCGUGA
Macrosiphum euphorbiae (potato aphid) is the source of this 522-nucleotide messenger RNA. NCBI's taxonomy places the organism in Eukaryota, Metazoa, Arthropoda, Insecta, Hemiptera, Aphididae. The record is from the annotation of a GenBank genome assembly.